AUGGCCCCGUCCUUUGGCCCUCUCUGGCCAUACAAGCUCGCUCAGCCCCUUGGGCCAAGCUGCCGCUCCUGGCCCUGCUCUCCUGCUUCCCUCCGCGCGUCUCUCCCGACUGUCCCCAUUGACUCCCUUCCCUCUCCGUCCGCCCCCAUCGUCGUUCCGGCGAGUGGUGGUUCCUCUCCCACUCACUUGGGCCGGCUUCACGCAGCUGACGCCGCGCCAGGGGUGGUGACCACUCUUCCCUCGCCCUGCCCGGCUUCCGAAUGCCAGGUGACGCGCGGUCUGCUUCCUCCCACCUUCCCUCUCGCCAACGGUGCCGCUCAGGCGACUGCUCCUCGCCAUGGGGCCCCUUCCCCCACCGCCGCUGCCCCCGCAGAGAGCGGGAUCCUCCCCUCCGUUGCCCUUCCCAGCGCCGCUGCGGCUCAGGCGAGCGGUCCUCCCCGUCCCGUCCUCCUCCAGGUGCCCACGGGCGAGUCGCCGCGCGCACCCCCUUCUCUUCCACUCCUUCCCGCCUCUCUUCUGUGCCACCGGACCGCCCGAUCCUCGGCGGCGGUUCCUUCAUCGAACGUGAGCCUCCCUCUCUCGGCUCUGCACGUCGUCGCUGGGCUCCAGUCGCGCGUGUGUCCUCCGCUUCGCCCCAUCCGCGCAUUCCCCGCGGCUGCACCGUACGUGCCUCCUUCUCCCGAGUCCGGCCUUCCUGUGGCAGCACAUCGCGGGCGUGGUGCCCUCCCAGGCGGUUGGGUCCCGGGGCACGCGUCCCUUCCGCGCGUACCUCCCCUUCCCCCGCCCUUGCUGCCGCCACGGUGUCGGCGUGUUCCGCUCUGGGCACGCGCAAUUCCUCCACGGUUCCGCUCGGGACGUGGGGCACCGCGCGCGUCUGCUCGUCGCUGUCCUCCUGCGAUUCGCCGUCCUCCUGCUCGUCGCCGAGCUCCCGCUCGCCGCCGUACUCCCGCUCAUCGCCGUGCUCUCGCUCGUCGCUGUGCUCUUGCGCGUCGCCGAGCUCCUGCUCGUCGCCGUAUCCCUGCUCGUCAUCGUACACCGGCUCGUCGCCGUCCUCUUGCUUAG
Molecule: messenger RNA, 1062 nt
Organism: Closterium sp. Naga37s-1
Lineage: Eukaryota; Viridiplantae; Streptophyta; Zygnematophyceae; Desmidiales; Closteriaceae
Source: the annotation of a GenBank genome assembly